GAAGAAAAAUGGAAGAAGGAAGACUGAGAGUGGUGAUAUGGGGGGUUACAGAAGGGUUUUUGGUGGGUUUUGCUUCCCUCCCUCACUCCCUUCCAAGCCAAUGCUCUGACAACACUAAUUCCAAAUGCGUCGCCGCCUUCCCUUCUUCUCCGGCCGCCUCCGCCAUCUACUUCUCCCCAAUACCACCAAUCCCCUGCGGCCAAUUUCAGUUUUUCCUAUCCUGCACCCGCCUCUCUCCUCCCCUCGUCGUUUCUCCUCUUCCACCCUCUCCAGAGACGAUGGCGUCUCCCUCUGCUGUCAGAUGUGGAUCGACAACUUCCGCCACCCCGACCGCGUCGUCACCUCCAUCUCCCCCCUCCUCCGCCGCUUCGACCUCUGGCUCCUCGCCUACCAGAAAGUCGCCACCGACGACACGGGCUCCUACGUCCCCCGCUCCUCCAUCUCCACCUCCACCCUCCAGGACCUCCUCGCCCUUCGCAACGCCGUCCUCGACGGAAAAUUCAAGUGGGGCGCCAGACUCAAGUUCUUCGUGAAAUCCCCGCGAGACAAAACCGACUACGAUUCCCUCUCCAAGCGCAAAAUCAAAACCAUCCUCACCACCACGCAGCCCUCACCCUUCCAGGACAAGAUCGUUCAGGAGGUUCUAUUGAUGAUCCUGGAACCAAUCUACGAGCCUCGCUUUUCCCCAAAGUCGUACGCUUUUAGACCGGGUAGAACACCGCACACUGUCUUAAGGGUCAUCAGAAGGAGCUUUGCUGGUUAUUUGUGGUAUAUAAAGGCUGAUUUUAGUGUUUUGUUAGAUGGGAUGAAAGUGGGGUUGGUGAUCAAUGCUGUCAUGAGGGAUGUUAGGGAUAAAUUGAUUGUUGAUUUGAUUAAAGACGCUCUGGUUACGCCGGUGGUUGUCACUACCCUGGAGAAAAAGGAGAAGAAGAAGAAGAGGAAGUAUCAGAAGAAGAGGGUGCUAGCCGAGGAUGAGCCUAAGCCUGAUCCUUAUUGGUUGGAUACCUUUUUUGGGUUUGCGCCCGAGGAGGCCGAGAGGGUUCCCAAUUGGGGGCAUUGUGGAGUGCUUAGUCCACUUUUGUCCAAUGUUUGUUUGGAUGAGUUGGAUAGGUGGAUGGAGGGGAAGAUUAAGGAGUUCUACGUUCCUUCCAAAAGUGAUGUUAUAUGGAAUAGUCCUGAAGAGGAGCAGGGGAACACUUCAUGGCCAGAGUUUGUGCCCACGAGUGGGCCGGAUAAGACUAGGAAGAUGGAUUUUGUUAGGUAUGGAGGGCAUGUCUUGAUUGGUGUUAGAGGGCCUAGGGCUGAUGCGGCUGUAUUGAGGAAGCAGUUGAUUGAGUUUUGUGAUCAGAGGUUUAUGCUCAAGCUUGAUAAUGAGAGCCUCCCUAUAGAGCAUAUAACAAAAGGGAUCAUGUUUUUGGACCAUGUGUUGUGUCGGAGGGUUGUGUAUCCAACUCUUAGGUACACUGCAACUGGUGGUAAGAUCAUAAGUGAGAAGGGAGUGGGGACGCUGUUGUCAGUGACGGCCAGCUUGAAACAGUGCAUUAAACAGUUUAGGAAGUUAAGCUUUCUCAAGGGGGAUAAGGAUCCUGAUCCCCAGCCUUGUUUUAGGAUGUUUCAUGCCACGCAGGCGCAUACCAAUGCUCAAAUGAACAAGUUUUUGUCAACCAUGGUUGAGUGGUACAGGUAUGCGGACAAUAGGAAGAAGAUUGUAAACUUCUGUUCUUAUAUCAUAAGAGGCUCCCUUGCUAAGCUGUAUGCUGCAAAAUACAAGCUUCGUUCGAGGGCAAAAGUGUACAAGAUAGGUGCUCGUAACUUGAGCCGCCCAUUGAAGGAGAAAAAAGGUCAGUCUCCUGAGUACCAGAAUUUGUUAAGGAUGGGUCUUGCUGAAUCAAUCGAUGGGCUCCAUUAUACAAGGCUGUCUCUUGUACCUGAGACAGAUUACUCUCUAUUCCCUAGUAACUGGAGGCCUGACCAUGAAAAGUUGUUGCUAGAAUACAUAAAACUGGAUGAUCCAAAGACUUUGGAGGAGCAACGGAGUUGCAUCAGUGAACAAGGUCUUGUUACACCUCAAGAUUAUAUUUCAAUGCUUGUGUGGAAUUACAAAAGGAAUUCUCUUGCUAUGGACCAGCUUUCCUUAGUAAGGAGCAACGAAAGUGUUGUAGAACAGCAUUCGCUAGUUGGCUCAAACCAGGAUGAUCAGGACAACAUAAACAAAGAGGAAGAAGAUGAUGGAAAGAUGAAUGCAGCACAAAUGUAACAAAAGGUUGAUAUUGUCUUUUCACCUUCUCACCAUGGAUGCUUUCCAAGAGAAAGGAUGCUAUAACUGGAGUGGAGGGCCCAUGCGUGCAGGCAUUCAACUUGGGCAAAAUAUUAUCGCUGCCACUCUGCUUGUGAACACUGGGCAAUGAGACGGAGGUAAAAGUUCACGCACUUCAAAAUGUGGAAAGCAAUUCCUUUCCUCGUGCUGUUCUAGAGUGCUUAUUUGUGAGUUCCCAGGAAGGAGUAUGCAGAUUUCUGUCGGAGGCUUAUAAAGUGUGUUCCUGGUGAGUGCAUAGGACAAAGCAAGGUGUGAAUUGCACUCCAGCUGGAUCAUUUCAAAUAUCACAUUAAUUUUGUAAAUGAGCUAUUUGUCCAUAUAUACUUGUCCCGAUUAUUUUUUAAUGUAUUGAGUAUAUCUGCAACUCUUAGUUCUUAACCACACAUUGAUUCGUGUUUCUUUUUUUCACUCUUUUCUGUUCGGGCCUUGAACGCAAGCUGUAAGAACACAUUGAAUGUUUGCAGUGUACUGGGAAGAAGCUCAUUGUUGUACAUUUUGAGUUUCUUAUUUUUAAAACAUUAUAAUUUAGUUUGUAAUUUUCUUUUUCA
Molecule: messenger RNA, 2865 nt
Organism: Vigna angularis (adzuki bean)
Lineage: Eukaryota; Viridiplantae; Streptophyta; Magnoliopsida; Fabales; Fabaceae
Product: nuclear intron maturase 2, mitochondrial
Exons: 2
Coding region: 125-2257 (710 amino acids)
Biological process (GO): mRNA processing
Source: RefSeq, a predicted model, not a curated record